This is a messenger RNA of Mesoplodon densirostris (Blainville's beaked whale), 3465 nucleotides long. It is a transcript of the gene TUBGCP2, whose product is annotated as tubulin gamma complex component 2. Gene Ontology annotation, molecular function: microtubule minus-end binding; gamma-tubulin binding. NCBI's taxonomy places the organism in Eukaryota, Metazoa, Chordata, Mammalia, Artiodactyla, Ziphiidae. Bases 382 to 3345 code for a protein of 987 amino acids. Gene Ontology annotation, biological process: cytoplasmic microtubule organization; microtubule nucleation; meiotic cell cycle. Gene Ontology annotation, cellular component: centrosome; spindle pole; equatorial microtubule organizing center. The record is from RefSeq and is a predicted model, not a curated record. The transcript has 20 exons.
CCGCUCUCUCCUUCCUCCGCUCACGCACCUCGAAGAAGUCGUGUUCCCGUGGGAAGCGCACCAGGCGCGGCGCGAAGCGGAAGGGCGCGGCCCCGGCUGCGGGGUCCCGCUCCACGGGUAGAGGCUCGGCCGACCCGGGUGGCCCCGCCAGGCGUGCGUGCAGCGCGGGUGACAGCUGCAUCGCCCUGAGCGCCAGCGGCGCCACGGCCUGUCGGCCACCGUCCGCGAGCCGGCCGGGGCGGGGCCGGACGUGACGUAGAGCGCCAUUUCCGCCGCCGGCGGGGCUGCCCUGCGGGCUUGGCGGGCUUGGCGGGCUUGGGCCGGGCGCGCCCCUGCGGCAGACUGAGCUGAAGGGGAAGCCCACCCAGCUCCAGUACAUAGAUGUGUAGCAGUCUUCGCAAAGCCCAGCCUGGGCGGGCAGCGUCCUGGUUACCAGAGUGCACAGAGAACACACAGCUGGAGGCAACUGGAGCUGCAGGAGAACACAGAACCAAAAUCAUGAGUGAAUUUCGGAUUCACCACGACGUCAAUGAGCUGCUCAGCCUGCUGCGAGUGCACGGAGGGGACGGGGCCGAGGUCUACAUCGACCUGCUGCAGAAGAACAGGACCCCGUACGUCACAACCACUGUGUCUGCACACAGUGCCAAAGUUAAAAUAGCAGAAUUUUCUCGUACUCCUGAGGACUUUCUGAAGAAAUAUGAUGAACUGAAAUCUAAGAACACGAGGAACCUUGACCCCCUGGUGUACCUGCUGUCGAAGCUCACAGAGGACCGGGAGACCCUGCAGUAUUUACAGCAGAAUGCCAAGGAGAGAGCGGAGCUUGCGGCCGGCGCCGCAGCCAGCAGCACUGGCAGCUCCGGCGCCCCCGCCGCAGCCUCCAGGAUCUCCGUGCAGGAGCUGGAGGAGCUGAGGAAGCAGCUGGGCAGCGUGGCCACGGGCCCCACGUGGCAGCAGUCUCUGGAGCUCACGAGAAAGAUGCUUCGAGACAAGCAGAACAAAAAAAACUUGGGCCAGCGCCUCCCUGUCUUCCCAUCGUGGGUGUACGAGAGGCCCAUGCUGCUCGGGGACUUCCUGACAGGCUCAGGCACGAGCAUGGACGCGGCUGUGCCCAUCGGCACACUGCCCCUGGCUGCCCAGGAGGCGGCCGUCGUGGAGGACCUGCUGUACGUGCUGGUGGGUGUGGAUGGCAGGUACAUCACCGCCCAGCCCCUCACGGGGAGGCAGAGCCGCACGUUCCUCGUGGACCCCAGCCUCGACCUGUCCAUCCGGGAGCUGGUGAGCAGGGUCCUCCCGGCAGCCUCCAGCUACUCCACCGUGACCAGGUUCGUCGAGGAAAAGUCCUCCUUCGAGUACGGGCAGGUGAACCACGCCUUGGCGGCCGCCAUGAGAACACUAGUGAAAGAGUACCUGAUCCUGGUCACGCAGCUGGAGCAGCUGCAGAGGCAGGGCCUCCUGUCCCUGCAGAAGCUCUGGUUCCACAUCCAGCCGGCCAUGCGCACCGUGGACAUUCUGGCUUCCCUGGCCACCUCGGUGGACAAAGGCGAGUGUGUCGGGGGGUCGACCCUGAGCCUGCUGCACGACCGGAGCUUCAGCUACACGGGCGACAGCCAGGCACAGGAGCUGUGUCUGUACCUCACCACGGCCGCCAGCGUGCCCUACUUCGAGAUCCUGGAGAAGUGGAUCUACAGGGGCAUCAUCGACGACCCGUACAGCGAGUUCAUGGUGGAGGAGCGUGAGCUGCGCAAGGAGAAGAUCCAGGAGGACUACAACGACAGGUACUGGGAGCAGCGCUACACCGUGGUGCAGCGGCAGAUCCCGUCCUUCCUGCAGAAGAUGGCGGGCAAGGUGCUCAGCACAGAGGAUGUUGUAAAGGAUGCAGAUGAACAGCCCGAUGAGGAGGUCCGUGGGGCAGGUGUGGCAGGGUUCCGAGCACAGGAGAGCCUGUCCCCGUGGAGCUGGGGUGUGCCGGGCGCCACCCUCCUGGCAGGAAAAUAUCUGAAUGUGGUCAGAGAGUGUGGCCAUGACGUCACCUGCCCUGUGGCCAAAGAGGUCAUCUACACGCUGAAGGAGCGCGCGUACGUGGAGCAGAUCGAGAAGGCCUUCAACUACGCCAGCAAGGUGCUGCUGGACUUCCUCAUGGAGGAGAAGGAGCUCGUGGCCCGCCUGAGGUCCAUCAAGCGCUACUUCCUGAUGGACCAGGGCGACUUUUUCGUGCACUUCAUGGACCUCACGGAGGAGGAGCUGAAGAAGCCGGUGGACGACAUCACGCCCACCCGCCUGGAGGCGCUGCUGGAGCUGGCCCUGCGCAUGAGCACCGCCAACACCGACCCCUUCAAAGAUGACCUCAAGAUCGACCUGAUGCCUCAUGACCUCAUCACCCAGCUUCUGCGUGUCCUCGCCAUCGAGACCAAGCAGGAGAAGGCGAUGGUCCACGCUGACCCCACCGAACUCACGCUGAGCGGCCUGGAGGCCUUCUCCUUCGACUACGUGGUGAAGUGGCCCCUGUCUCUGAUCAUUAACAGGAAAGCCCUGACCCGCUAUCAGAUGCUCUUCAGACACAUGUUCUACUGCAAGCACGUGGAACGGCAGCUCUGCAAUGUUUGGAUCAGCAACAAGACUGCCAAGCAGUACUCCCUGCACUCGGCCAAGUGGUUCGCGGGCGCUUUCACCCUGCGGCAGCGGAUGCUCAACUUCGUCCAGAACAUCCAGUACUACAUGAUGUUCGAGGUGCUGGAGCCGACCUGGCACGUCCUGGAGAAGAGCCUGAGAUCUGCCUGCAACAUCGAUGACGUGCUGGGACACCACACCAGCUUCCUGGACAACUGCCUGAAGGACUGCAUGCUGACCAACCCCGAGCUGCUGCGCGUCUUCUCCAAGCUCAUGUCCGUGUGCGUCAUGUUCACCAACUGCAUGCAGAGAUUCACGCAGAGCAUGAAACUGGACAGCGAGCUGGGCCACCUGACCCUGGAGCACGGCACGAUGCGGGGGCCGCCCACGGAGGCCGAGCGUGCCGAGGAGCGUGCCCGCAAGGAGCGUGCCCGCAAGUGCCUGGCCGAGCACGUGGACGCUCCGCAGCUGGCCUCCAGCUUCGAGGCCACCAUCAGUAAGUUCGAUAAGAAUUUCUCAGCCCACCUGCUCGACCUCCUGGCCCGGCUGAGCAUCUACAGCACCAGCGACUGCGAGCACGGCAUGGCCAGCGUCAUCUCCAGGCUCGACUUCAACGGCUUCUACACAGAGCGGCUGGAGCGCCUGUCUGCAGAGAGGAGCCAGAAGGCGGCCCCCCCAGUGCCCAGCCCGCGGGGGCCCCCAGCUCCAGCGCCCAGGGUCACCGUCACUGCGCAGUGAGGCCAGCCGCUCCUGCCACAGCUGGAGCCUCAGGUGGAUGAGUUCAGAGGUUUCUCACCAGAUGUUUCCAGAACACUUGUGCUGUGUGUCCUGUUUAAACAUAAAGUUGAAUUGCCUGCA